AUGGACACUACGGCCCAGCUUCGCACCGCCGGCGACCUGCUGCCCAGCCGUCGUGGCGAGCAGCAGCAGCGUUCUCGCCCAACCGCGGCCCAGCGUCGGCCGCGCUCUCGACCGCGCGCUCGCCCUUGCCGGGACCGCGACGAGGCCAAGGAGGGUGCCGGCGCGAGGACGAGUGGCAGCGUCGCCGGCACGAGCGUCAGUGCGAGCGCGAGCGCGAGCGCGAGUGCCAGUGCCAGUGCCAGUGCCAGCGCCAGUGCCCGUGCCAGCGCGAGUGCGAGCGCCAGCGCCAGCGCCUCGACGGCCACCACUCCACUGUCCCUGGCGAUCCUGCCAGCGGGCGCUGCAGCGGCGGCGGCACCCCAGCAGCACCAGCAGCACCAACCCCAGCAGCACCAGCAGCACCAGCAGCACCAGCACCAGCAGCACCAGCAGCACCAGCAGCACCAGCAGCACCAGCACCAGCACCAGCAGCCCCAGCAGCCCCAGCAGCCCCAGCAGCCCCAGCAGCCCCAGCAGCCCCAGCACCUGCACCAGCACCUGCAACACCAGCAACACCAGCACCAGCAGCACCAGCACCAGCGCAUGCAGCAGCGCCAACGGCGGCCGCAGCAGCACCAGCAGCAAGCACCCCUGCCCCACUCCAACGAUUGGCCCCCCCCGCAGGCUUGCUACGAAUACGGGUACGCUGCUGCUGUCAACACCAACGCCACUCCUCGAACCAUUGACCGGGGCAGCGACGCCGACAAAUCCAACAACGCCAGCGCCCAUGCCACCGCCGCCACCGCCAACGGCGACGCCGAUUCCAGCACCAACACCAUUGCCGGUACCAUCACGAGCACGAGCACGAGCACCCUCCCGAGCGGAGGCAUCGCCAUCGCCAUAGCCAACGGCUCCAACAGCGGCACCGGCAUCGUCGCCAGCGGCACCAGCAAUCCCGUCGCCGGCCUCGGCCUCAGCAGGCGCUCGACCGCCUCCCGCUGCUCCUUCUCGGCACCUCAGUCACGAGCCCACUCGCCACCGCCCACGCCCUCGACGUCGACCAAGGCGACCCUCGCCAUCGCGCCCUCGGCAGCGAUGCCAGGCCGGCCAUGUGGCAAACGGCCGGCCGACGGCGGCGGCAUCGACGAUGGCCAGAACCCGGGCCAGCACUUCGACCACGGCUACAACAACGGCGAUGGCGGCGGUCGCAUGAAACUGCCACGCCUCGAUCGCGGCCCCGGCGAGUUUUCCUCCCUCGUCAAGAGCCGGCUGCAGUCGCACACCCGCACGGGGCAGGCCUGCGACCGCUGCAAGGUACCCUUUCCCGCUCGGCUUCUCGCGCUCUCUCUCGCUCUCUCGCUCUCGUCGUCUUUCUCGCUCGAAUUGAUUGUCGUCGUCGUCGUCGUCGUCGUUGUUCGCAAGAUCCGCUGCGACGGCCUCCCUGAGGGCUGCUCCCACUGCACCGGCCUCGGCCUCGAGUGCAACGUCACCGACCGCAUCACCGGACGCACCGAGCGGAGGGGCUACAUGCAGGAGCUCGAGCGCGAGCAGAGGGGCAUGCAGACGCACAUCGCCGACCUCGAAAAGCUCCUGCGCAGCCGCGGCCUCGAGGUCAAGCCCUGGCAGGGCGCCGCCUGGGCCCAGUACGCGCCCGACGUCACCGUCGACGAGCUCGGCAACACCGUCCGCGAUCCUGGCGCCAAGGGGACCUGGUCCCGUGUCGAUUCCCUCUGGAUCAAGGACGGCGCCGACACGAAGCCCUCGGCCCCCGACUCGCCCGCCGCCAACCGGCCGCGAAACCUCUGGCAGUCUCGCCCGGCCAACGCCCACAUCGGCGUCGGCCCCGACAACGCCCCCCUGAGCUCCAUCCACGGCACGAAGCUCUCCAUCCUCGGCACGACCAUCGAUACCACCUCCUUCGACCUGCCCGACAUGGACGAGCCCUGGGACAGCGACGAGCCCCAGCUGCUCUACAACAAAUCCGUACAAGCCUUCCUCCAGACCUGCAUGCACGUCCAGCCGCCGGCCACGGCCCAGCUCCCCCUCCGCGGCGACGCCUUUACCAACGCCGAGCACUACUUUCUCGCCAUCGGCGCCUUUGUCCCCAUCCUCCACAAGCCCUCCUUCAUGCAGCUCCUGACGAGAAUGUACGACGAGCCCGACUUCGAACCGACCGUGCCCGAGGCCGUCAUCGUCCACAUGGUCAUGGCCACCAUGCUCUUCCACCACGGCGUUCGCAACGUCACCUCGGCCGAGCAGCGCAAGGAGUGCAACGACCGGUCCAACAAGCACUACCACUUCGCCCUCAGCAAGCUGUACGACCUCCUCCUCUCCCCCGACCUCGAAGCCGUCCAGGCGCUCGCCCUCAUCGCCUCCCACACCCGCUCCUUCCCCAAGCCCGGCUGCGGCUCCAUCGUCACGAGCAUGGCCAUGCACCGCGCCAUCGAGCUCAAGCUCCACCGGACGACGAGGAAGCCGGGCGAGGGCACCGACCUCCAGCACGAGCUGCGCAAGCGCACCUGGUGGGCCAUCCUCACCGUCGCCGUCGCCAUCUCGGGCCGCCGCGGCUGCCCGCUGCCCAUCAACGUCCAGGACUUUGACACCGACUUCCCCGAGCCCAUCGCCGACGACCUCCUCUCCGACCAGGGCGUCGACACCUCGCGGACGGGCACGUGCCAGUACCUCGUCGGCAUCGCCGGCUUCAAGAUCGUGCCCCUCUUCAUGGAGAUGUACGCCAACGUCUACUGCGUCCGCCGCGACGCCCAAAACUACAUCAACGUCGUCGCCGCCCUCGAGAAGCAGCUCGAGCAGUGGAACGAGGCCCUGCCGGACAGCCUGCGCAUCAGCCACUACGGCGGCUACGAGAACGCGCCCAUCCCGGCCAUCUACGCCAAGACCUUUGGCCUCGAGCUGCGCCUCUGCCUCCGCCAUCCCUCCGUGGCCAUGACGACGGACAAGGCCAUGAUGGCCGAGAACACGCGCAUCUGCGAGGAGGCCGGCCGCGAGUUCCUCCACUGCUCCACCUAUCUCUACCGCGCCCGCUCGCUCGACACCACCUGGUACCAGAUGUCCGUCUACGGCGUCUGCAUCUUCUCCAUGCUCGUCGCCCACUGGGAGAGGCGCUUCGAGACGACGGCCAAGGAGGUGCAGGUGCUGCGGGAGGAGAUGCAGAGCUGGAUGGUAAUCGUCGGCGAGACGAGCUCGCUGCUGGGCUGCGGACCGAACAUGAGCAACCAGAUGGGGCAGAUUAUCGAUCAGACCAUUGGCUGGAUCGAGCACGACAUGUCGCAGAGCAUCCCCUCGUCGUCGCCGCCCGAGCCGGCGCCCGUGAAGAAGGAGAACGCGUCGUCGGUGCCGGCGCCGGCGCCGAGCCAACCCGAGACGGCGGCAUACCCCACGCUGGGGUACGACCCGGCCGCGCCUCCGUACCAGCCCACGCCCGCCGCGCUGUUCUACGACGCCGCCGCCGCCUCGGCCUCGGCCGCCAUCGUUCCCGGAAACGCGGCGGACCCUCUCGCCGCCGCCUUCGCUCCGCGGACGGCGCAGCAGGUGCCCGUGCCCGUGCCGGCCGACGAUGCCCUGUGGCAGGUCGGCCGCGGGAAUCCCUGGCACGACUGGACGGCCGCCAUCGCCGACAGCCAGGAGCGCUUCGGCGCCGGCGCGCUCCUCACCCUCGGCAGCAACGGCAGGUCGAUGAGCUCGUCCGUGCUGGCGGAUGGCUCGAUGGCAUCGACGGCCGAGGAUCUCGGCAUGAUGGCCUCGGGCGGUCAGUGGCCGUCGAUUGCCUUUGACAUGGCGAACCCAUGA
This is a messenger RNA of Drechmeria coniospora, 3786 nucleotides long. RefSeq lists its product as uncharacterized. The record is from RefSeq and is a predicted model, not a curated record. Gene Ontology annotation, molecular function: zinc ion binding; DNA-binding transcription factor activity, RNA polymerase II-specific; DNA binding. The transcript is spliced from 4 exons. Gene Ontology annotation, biological process: regulation of DNA-templated transcription; DNA-templated transcription. Lineage: Eukaryota; Fungi; Ascomycota; Sordariomycetes; Hypocreales; Ophiocordycipitaceae. Bases 1 to 3786 code for a protein of 1261 amino acids.